Plasmopara halstedii is the source of this 2823-nucleotide messenger RNA. RefSeq names its product 5-methyltetrahydropteroyltriglutamate-homocysteine s-methyltransferase. Gene Ontology annotation, molecular function: 5-methyltetrahydropteroyltriglutamate-homocysteine S-methyltransferase activity; zinc ion binding. Bases 1 to 2823 code for a protein of 940 amino acids. NCBI's taxonomy places the organism in Eukaryota, Oomycota, Peronosporomycetes, Peronosporales, Peronosporaceae. The record is from RefSeq and is a predicted model, not a curated record. The transcript has 7 exons.
AUGGUUGCUGUCGACAGUGCAACGCUAGGAUUUCCUCGCAUGGGGCCCAAUCGGGAGCUUAAGUUCGCUCUUGAAAAAUUCUGGCGCAACAAGAUCAGUGAAGAAGAGCUUUACAAAGUGGCACACGCUGUAGAGGAGGCCAACUGGCGUAAGCAAUAUGAUGCUGGUGUUAACCGUGUGGGUGUCGGUCUCUUUUCACUCUAUGACCAUGUCCUCGACUGGACCUUUUACCUUGGUUUGGCUCCAGAGCGCUUUGCCUCUGUGCCUACUGGUCUAUCACAAUACUUUGCUAUGGCUCGUGGUGUUGACGGAAUUCCCGCGCUUGAUAUGACCAAGUGGUUUGACUCUAAUUAUCACUACGAAGUGCCUGAACUUAACGCCAAAUCGACUCCUAAGGCAAACUUUAGUUCGUAUGUAGCAUCCAUCAAGCGUGCUCUCACUGUUCUUGGUCCAAACAAGACGGUCCCAAUUAUUUUGGGUCCACUCACUUACUUGGCUCUCAGCAAAUACGACGGAGCUACUCUUGACGACUUGUUACUCAAAGUCUUGCCACUUUACGCUGCUCUUAUCAGUGAACUUGCUGAUCUGGGCAUUCAUGAGGUUCAAGUUCAUGAACCAUCGCUUGUUGGUGCUCAGGCAGAGCAGCUGGCAAAGCACUUGCCUACUGUAUACGGCUCCAAAGACCAAAAGGGAGCUAUUCAGCACGAGAAACUGGUUAUCAACCUAGCGACAUACUUUGAAGAGAUUAAUCACGAUGUUUAUCAGUGGUUCACUACGUCACCAGUAUCGGCGAUUUCGCUCGACUUUACCCGCGGUGAUAAUUUGUCAGUGUUACAAAAGUUUGGGUUUCCUGCCGGCAAGCGUCUUGGUGCCGGUCUGAUCGAUGGUCGGAGUGUAUGGAAGUUUAACCCCGACACGAUCUUGUCUCAAGUAUCAGAGAUCAAGAAGGUGUUAUCUGCAUCAGGAAAUGCACAAUUGACAAUUCAAACUAGCUCGUCCUUACAGCAUGUACCAUACACGACCGAGUGUGAAACAUCACUGAACACUGGGGAGACUGACGGUUUAUUGGGUGUCUUAAGUUUUGCGUAUGAAAAACUUGCUGAACUCGAAGUGGUUAAGAAAAUCGCUGAGAUUGGUGAAGAAGCUGCUAAGGCGGAAGUCGACGCGGUCAAGAAAGCGUGGACCGUGUACUACGAGAAAAAUCCAGCAAAGAAAGCUGUGCAAUCACGUCUGUCUGCCGUGACGGAAGCUGACUUUAAGCGUCCAUCUCCGUUCACUGAACGCCGUCCCUUGCAGCUCAAGGGAUUACCUGUCUUACCUACAACUACCAUUGGAUCAUUCCCACAGACUGCUCAGAUCCGUGCUCUGCGCCGCAAGCUAAAAGCUGGAGAAAUUUCGCUUGAACAUUAUCGUGCUAAGAUCGAUGAACAAAUUGCUUUCAACAUUGGUAUUCAAGAAGCCUUGGGUUUGGACAUCCUGGUUCAUGGUGAACCUGAACGUACUGAUAUGGUCGAGUACUUUGCUGAAAAGUUAAAUGGCUUUGCAUUCACACAAAAUGGAUGGGUUCAAAGUUACGGCUCGCGUUGUGUUCGCCCUCCGAUCAUUUUUGCCGAUUUGGAACGCCCUGCUGAUAUGACCGUACGUGAGUUCGUUGUUGCUCAAUCAUUUACAACAAAGCCGGUCAAGGGUAUGCUCACAGGUCCUGUGACAAUAUUGAACUGGUCAUUCCCGCGCAAAGACAUCAGCCGCAAAGACCAAGCCUUCCAGCUUGCUCUUUGUCUUCGUGAUGAAGUUGCUGACCUCGAAGCUGCUAAGUGCUCCGUUAUUCAGGUAGAUGAGCCAGCUCUUCGUGAAGGUAUGCCACUCAAACCUUCCAAGAAGGAUGAGUACUUGAGUUGGGCUGUGGACGCGUUCCGUUUGUCGACUGCUGUCGCUAAAAACGAGACUUCGAUUCACACUCACAUGUGCUACUGCGAGUUUUCGGACUGUAUGCACGCGAUUGACGCAAUUGAUGCCGAUGUGAAUUCGAUUGAAAACGCUCGCUCAGAUGACGAAACCAUUCGCUCUUUCAAGGCCAUUGGUUACAAGCGCGAUCUAGGACCUGGCACGUAUGAUAUUCACUCGCCUGUCGUUCCACCCAAGGAGGAAAUCGUGAAGAAGCUUAAAAGCUUUUUGAACCUUUUGCCUGCCCAGCAGGUUGUUGUCAAUCCAGACUGCGGUCUCAAAACCCGCAAGUGGCCUGAAACUAUUGCUGCUCUACGGAACAUGGUUGACGCAACCUUGGAAGUUCGUGCUUCUCUAUGUGCCGUCGUUGUGUCCAAGUACAUAGGCACUCUUGACAUUGGUGGUGGUCGAAGGCGAGGAGGAGGAAAAAUUGGCAGGUGUGGAGUACGUGCCAAUGACAUGCAAGACAUCGCGUCGUUUGUGGCAAGACGCGAGGCCGAAUCAUCUCCAUCGCGAAGUGCUAAUGCUUGCAAGUUGAAGAAUUGUCUCCGCGGUCGUUCGGAUGUAAACGUUAGCAACCACGCAUUCCUGAAGCUGUACCAGCAGCACUGCUCGAAAGUAGAAUUGACACUGGCUAAUGGAGCUCAUGACCACCAUUUGAGCGUAGCUGAGCUCUCCAUUGAAGGGAAAGUAGUACGCACUCAUACCGGCCAAAUUCGUGCACUCCGACACAAUCUACAGCCGCGACGGUGCCUGGUUGAAAAUUUUGAACUUCGCUGCUUACUGGUUUGGACGAUACGAUUUGAGAUGUCAUGUCUUUUGCUAAAUGUCAAAGCUGCUACUCGGGUCGGUAGAAGUAAGGUCUUCUGGUGGGCAUAA